UGCUUCCGCAAGAGGCCAUUGAAAAAAAGAAGAAGUUUAUGUGAAACUUAGAGGUUAUCUGUUUUUAUUUUUAUUUGACAACAUGAUAAUCCAAGAACCCAAUAUUUUGUUUUUUUUUUUGUAAGUGUAAGCGUAAUUUUUUCACUUUUUGAGUUCAAAUACAUUGUAAGUGCAAUCAAAUGGAAGUAAAACAAGAAAUUAGCGAGGAAACGUGUAAAGUAGAAAUAGAGUAUAAUCACUUGGAAUAUGUUCAUCUGGAUGGCGUUAAAUGUGAAAUCAAGGAGGAAUCCAAUAGGCAAAGUACUCAUGAUGACCCGUAUUAUGAUCCCUUGGACUUAAAGAAAUUUUCCAUAAAUACUGAAAUAGAACAACAUGCAAAUAAACUUAACCCAUUUGAAGAAAACCAAAGAACUGGAAAAGAUAAUCUCCAAAAGAACAAGGUGGAACUUAUAGACACAAUAACUGAAAAUUCAUCUCCAGAAGAAAAUCAUAUGAAUCCACACGCUGAAGGAGAAACAUUAACUAAAAAUAUAAAAGUUGUUACGGAAAAAAGACCUUUCAAGUGCGAAAUUUGUUUUAAGCAGUUUGCUCGAAAAUUUUGUUUAACUGAACACAUGAAAGUUCACACUGGAGAAAAGCCUCAUAAAUGUGAAAUUUGUUUUAAGCAAUUUAGUAUAGCAAAUAAUUUGGAAAAACAUUUGAGAGUGCACACUAGAGAAAAAGCUUACAAGUGUAAAAUUUGUUUUAAGCAGUUUACUCAAGCAAGUACUUUGAAAACACAUUUGAGCGUGCACACUGGAGAAAAACCUCAUAAGUGUGAAAUUUGUUUUAAGCAGUUUGCUACAGCAAGUAAUUUGAGGGUACAUUUUAGAGUGCACACUGGAGAAAAAUGUUACAAGUGUGAAAUUUGUUUUAAGCAGUUUGCUCGCAAAUUUUGUUUAACUGAACACAUUAAAGUUCACACUGGAGAAAAGCCUCAUAAAUGUGAAAUUUGUUUUAAGCAAUUUAGUAUAGCAAAUAAUUUGAAAAAACAUUUGAGAGUGCACACUGGAGAAAAAGCUUACAAGUGUGAAAUUUGUUUUAAGCAGUUUACUCAAGCAAGUACUUUGAAAACACAUUUGAGAGUGCACACUGGAGAAAAACCUUAUAAGUGCCAAAUUUGUUUUAAACGGUUUUCUCGGUUAGAUAUUGUGAAAGAACAUAAAAAUACUCACACGGGAGAAAAACCGUACAAGUGCGAAAUUUGUUUUAAGCAGUUUGCUCGCAAAAUGUGUUUAACUGAACACAUUAAAGUUCACACUGGAGAAAAGCCUCAUAAAUGUAAAAUUUGUUUUAAGCAAUUUAGUAUAGCAAAUAAUUUGAAAAAACAUUUGAGAGUGCACACUGGAGAAAAAGCUUACAAGUGUGAAAUUUGUUUUAAGCAGUUUACUCAAGCAAUUACUUUGAAAACACAUUUGAGAGUGCACACUGGAGAAAAACCUUAUAAGUGCCAAAUUUGUUUUAAACGGUUUUCUCGGUUAGAUAUUGUGAAAGAACAUAAAAAAACUCACACGGGAGAAAAACCGUACAAGUGCGAAAUUUGUUUUAAGCUGUUCAGUCAUGGAAGUAGUUUGAAAAGACAUUUGAGAGUGCACGCCGGAGAAAAACGUUAUAAGUGCUAGUGAUGUAAGAAAAGAAUAUUCUCAAGACAAUAUUCUCGGUGAGAAUUUUCUAUAUUUACAAGAACCGAAAUAAAAAUUUUCGUCAAUAAAAAGUAAAUUUUUAUCGCAAAAUGAAACCAAUUCGAUAUUAAUUUGUCAACAUUGCUUUUAUACAACUAAAGAACGCAAUUAAAUAUACAACACAUUGACCAAGAUUACUAUGUAAUUUGAUACAAGAAGAAUACAAAAAACAAUGUUAUUUUUAACCAGUGGCGGCUCGUCAGAGGAGGCAAGGAGGCUUAGCCUGCCCAUAAAUUUUUUACACACGCUACACUGUUUUGUUUAUCUUGAAUCGCGAAAAACAACAAGCACUCUCACUAUUAUACAACGUGGAAAUUCCAUAUUAUCACUAAAUAUCCAUACGCACGAAGCAUUAGCAUGAGAACGCAUGAUUGGGUCUCAGUUUUUUUAUUAUUAUUGUAGGCAGGACCCUGGGUUAUCCCGAGAUGCAUGAACGGAGCCGAGAGGCCGGCCAGCCUCCGUUGCUAAUGCUCCGCGCAGCGCAGCAGGCGUUUAAGGAGACACGGUCUCCUAACAGUGGCAUCUACGGUGCCAUCACACGCUGCCUGGAGAUUUACCAACGGAGGCUAACUAGCUUCUCGGCUCCGUUGCCGUUGCGUGCAUCUCGGGACAACGAAUCUUAGGGUCCUGACUAAAAAUAAUGAAAAAACUAAAAGUGCGAAUUUUGUUAUGAAAUUUGGUAUUUGGGGUACAACUUAUUUAGGUAUUUGGGGUAUUUGGUAUUGGAACAACUCGUUCAAAUAACUUUUUCCGAUAUUUUUAACGCAAAGCAAAAUAUCGGUAAUUUAUCAUGUUUUUGGAUUCGCAGGAGGCCGCGUUUAGAAUUAAAAAAAUUCAGUUGAGUAUCUUAAAAAAUGUGAACCUUCAACCUGUAUAGACUGCAAAAUGAAAUUGUUAACAAAUAAACGACUCAAACUUUGGUAUUAAACUUUUACAGUUAGACAGUUACAGUUACUUUAUUUUUAAAAUGAUAUAUUAUAUUAUGAAUUAUGAUGAUAUUAUGAAAAAAUGUAAAUAAAAAAUGGUCAAAAAAUGGGGCCUUACAUUACAUUUUUUGGCGCAUUUUUUUGCUAGUGCAAAAUUUGUCUAGAUAUUUUAGAGUUAGGUAUAGCCUCCCCUGUUGUAAAAAUCACGAGCCGCCACUGUUUUUAACCGAAAUUCUUGUUAUCCGAAACGGUCUUCCUCCCAAUUAUUUCGGUUAACGGAGGUUGUACUGUAUAUUGUUUUUGCUGAAAUUCACCUAAAUUCUUUGCAUCCUAAUAGACCAGAGAAAUUAGCAAUUAAAUGGUCUCUUUCGUGACAUCCGUUGAUACGGAUGUCACAAUUACUAAGAACUGCUUUCGGUAAAUUUAGUUACAACAAUAUCCAAUAUAAAAAUUAUGCAAAAGAUUUACCGUACUUUUUAACUUAUAAACAAUAUAUAAACAAUUAAAAAUCGCUAUUUGAUUUUAAAUACAAAAGGUGGAGACCGGUAAAUUAUUUGAAAUAGUGACAUAAUUUUUCUGAAGAAGCAUAGAAAAUUCUUUAAAAUGAGAGUUUGCAAAGUUAUUUUUGUUAAUUUGUUGCUUAGUUAUUGGGAAAAUAGCUCCAAAAGUCGAUUAUUUAAAAAUGAUUAAUAACGUUUCUGAAAAUAAACAAAAAACUUUAAUUUUGCGUCAGAGUAGGAACAAUGUUACAAGCAUUUUGUGAUUAAAAUUUCAAGAAGGUUCACUUAAUAGUUAUUGCAAAAUUGCAUUUGUUAUUCCCAAAAAGCUUUUAUCUACAACGUCAUUAUGCGUCAACUGUUAGGUUUACAUAAAUUCUAAAGGCACCAAAUCAAAGAAAAAGAUAAUUUUAUUAAAAUGAAUCAUUUAAUGGUUAAAAAAUGUAUGCUAAACAUUGUAAAAUAUUUUUGAAAAAGUGGUAUGAUUUUAAGCUUAUAAACAAUUAGAAUAACUUAGACGCAUUGGCAUGUAGAAGUUAAUAUUUUUUAUUUGACAUGUUGGAAUUUUUAUACAAAUUAAAACAAAAAAAAAAUAAUGCCCUUAAGGCCCGAGUUAACCAUUUUUUUUUUCAAAAAUUCACCGUGGCUUUGUUUAUAAACAUUAGGAAACUUAAAAAGUAACAUUUAAAAGAAUAGAAGUUUCAGUAUAAACAAAAAAAAAUCAAGACGAUUGUUCUGAAAGUGAGCCGUCCAUGAUGCGCCAAAAAUGCAAGGUUCAAAAGCAAAGCGAGUGUUUGAUUUUACUGUCGAAUAAUGAAUUCAGAACUACACAUUUACAAAAGUCGCAAUAACUCCGGUUCUAAUCAACGAAAAUUGAUGUUCUUUUUGUUAAUUUGGGGUGCCUCGGUAUCUAGAUUAUAAAAAUACGAUCAGCUAAUUUGUGAUUUGUUUAUUUAAGCCAGUAUUUUGUUUAAACCAUUUAAAAUAAAUAUUUUUUUGACAAA
Messenger RNA from Diabrotica virgifera virgifera (western corn rootworm), 4148 nucleotides. Its product is annotated as zinc finger protein 501-like. Gene Ontology annotation, molecular function: RNA polymerase II cis-regulatory region sequence-specific DNA binding; DNA-binding transcription factor activity, RNA polymerase II-specific. Lineage: Eukaryota; Metazoa; Arthropoda; Insecta; Coleoptera; Chrysomelidae. The transcript is spliced from 2 exons. The coding region runs from base 180 to 1661 and encodes 493 amino acids. Gene Ontology annotation, biological process: central nervous system development; regulation of transcription by RNA polymerase II. The record is from RefSeq and is a predicted model, not a curated record. Gene Ontology annotation, cellular component: nucleus.